Molecule: messenger RNA, 2742 nt
Organism: Felis catus (domestic cat)
Lineage: Eukaryota; Metazoa; Chordata; Mammalia; Carnivora; Felidae
Gene: TBX6
Product: T-box transcription factor 6
Exons: 8
Coding region: 1016-2326 (436 amino acids)
Biological process (GO): vasculogenesis; cell fate specification; positive regulation of DNA-templated transcription
Cellular component (GO): nucleus
Molecular function (GO): RNA polymerase II cis-regulatory region sequence-specific DNA binding; DNA-binding transcription factor activity, RNA polymerase II-specific
Source: RefSeq, a predicted model, not a curated record
AUCUGAGACCCGGGACCGAUCUCACUGUCCGUGCAGAUUCCCGAGCCCACUCUGGCUCCCUAGGCCUUGACCCCGGCUGAUCUGCGCCUUCUCAGCUUUAGCGUUUUGCCGCCGCCUAGGGGCGAGCUCUCCUGGGAGGCAACCGCGCAGCCGGCUUCACCGCCCCUCUCGCCGCCACUACAACUUCCAGCGGCCCCAGCCGCGUCCGUCCGUCUCCUCCGCACCGAGUCUCGGCGCUGCGCCUGCUGGGAAGCGUAGUUCCGAGGGUUCCCCAGCGCGGGACCUUCUGGGAAACCCAGGCGCCAGCCGUCAGAGGCUGUCGAGCGGUGGGUGCUUCGGCACCUCGGAGACUCGGCGGAGGGUGGAGGUUUUUCAGAAUGGGAAGCAGGAAGGACUACAGGGUUCAGGCCUCGGCUGCGGAGUCCUCGAGGUCCCCAGUGCCCCGCGUGACAAUAAGCUCAGGCCGCGUCCCUCCAGCCCUGCUGUUUCCCUCAGGUCAUGCUUCAUCCCCUCCAAGCUCUGGCCUCCAAGUGAAGGGGGAUGGGGCGGGGGGGGGGGGGUCACCUGCUAGAAAAGUGUGGGGCGCCAAGGUCUGCCCCGGGACUCUAUGGACUCCAUCCCAGGGUCCAGGCCCCGCCCCUCAGUAGCUUAUCCCUAGCCGGGGCUCCCCCCGUGGGAACGGGGACCAGCUGGCCGGAAGCGCCAAACUGCGUCCCUGUCGAGCCCCGGGGAUCAAUCAGGCCGAGGAGUUAAUUAUGUAAUGAGGGGGCAGGGGGUCGGGGCUAAUGAAGCCUGGGGUGGGGGCAGAGAAGGGGAGGGUACCCAGGUAUCCGGCCCCCUCUUGGACCCCUUCCAGGCCCCAGGGGUCUCCACCCAGCCCAACUCCAGGGCCCCAAAUAGGGGAGGGGCUGUGAUCCUGGGUCUGGAAGGGGCUGAGCUGUGAGCUAUAAAGGGGGCAUCUCUCAGCACCCGGGGACUCUAGGCAGCGUGACCUGAGGCCAGACAGGACUACUCCAUGUACCAUCCACGAGAGUUGUACCCCUCCCUGGGGACAGGCUACCGCCUUGGGCCCCCCCAGCCGGGAGCAGAUUCCAGCUUCCCGCCUGCUCUGGCAGAGGGCUACCGCUACCCUGAUCUGGACACUCCCAAAUUGGAUUGCUUCCUCUCCGGGAUUGAGGCUGCUCCCUGCACCUUGGCCGCUCCCCCACCCCUGCCCCCGCUGCCCCCAGCCCUGGGCACUGAGCCGGCCCCCCCAGCCCCAGACGCCCUUCAUUCGCUCCCUGGAGUCAGCCUGAGCCUGGAGAACCGGGAGCUGUGGAAAGAGUUCAAUUCCGUGGGAACAGAGAUGAUCAUCACCAAAGCUGGGAGGCGCAUGUUCCCUGCUUGCCGAAUAUCAGUCACUGGGCUGGACCCCGAGGCCCGCUACCUGUUUCUCCUGGAUGUGGUUCCAGUGGAUGGGGCUCGCUACCGCUGGCAGGGCCGGCGCUGGGAGCCCAGUGGCAAGGCCGAGCCCCGCCUGCCCGACCGCGUCUACAUUCACCCUGACUCUCCUGCCACCGGUGCCCACUGGAUGCGGCAGCCCGUGUCUUUCCAUCGUGUCAAGCUCACCAACAGCACGCUGGACCCCCAUGGCCAUCUGAUCUUGCACUCCAUGCACAAGUACCAGCCCCGCAUACACCUGGUGCGGGCAGCCCAGCUUUGCAGCCAACACUGGGGGGGCGUUGCCUCCUUCCGCUUUCCCGAGACCACAUUCAUCUCUGUGACAGCCUAUCAGAACCCGCGGAUCACACAACUGAAGAUCGCAGCCAAUCCCUUUGCCAAGGGCUUCCGGGAGAAUGGCAGAAACUGUAAGAGGGAGCGAGAUGCCCGUGUGAAGAGGAAACUGAGGGGCCCAGAGCCAGUGGCCACAGAGACCUAUGGGAGUGGAGAUGCACCAGGGGGCCCCUGUGAUUCCACACUGGGGGGGGACGUCCGUGAGUCAGAUCCCGAGCAGGCCCCAGCCCCCCGCGAAGCGGCCCAGGCCCCGGCUCCUCCGUGUGGCGGCUCCAGUGCCGAAGCCUACCUUCUACACCCUGCCGCUUUCCACGGGGCUCCCAGUCACCUUCCAACCAGGAACCCCAGCUUCCCUGAGGCUGCGGACUCAGGGCGCCCGGCCCCCUACUCGGCCGCAUUCCUGGAGCUGCAGCCUGGGCCCGGGGGCUCAGGAUACCCAGCAGCUGCACCCCCAGCCCCCUUCGCCUCGCACUUCCUCCAGGGGGGCCCCUUCCCCCUUCCCUACCCCGGCCCUGGGGCUUACCUGGACGUGGGCUCCAAACCUAUGUACUGAGCUCUUGCUGGGCCCCUCUGCCUCCCUCCCUGUCCUCGGUCCUAGACCUCCGCCGCCCUUCCCCCAGGCCUGCAGCCCCAUCACUUCCACUGGCCCCAUCCCCCACACCAAAUGGCGGCCCGGGGGGGCCUCCCCCACCCCACUUCACACUUUGAUUUCACUCCCACCCACCCUGGCUUCAAAGCUCUGGCUAAGCUGCUGGGAGUCCAGCUGGGGCCAGCUUCCCCUUCCAGGCUCUCACCUCGGUGUGAAUGGAGGGAGGCUCUGCCUGGCCAAAUGGGGCCACUGCCCAGCACCCCCUCCUCCUGGGCCUCAGCCUUGGGCCCUGCAAGUUCUACCCCCUCGCCCCAGGACAACCCACACCAGUUUGUUCUCAGGACCAGAGUAUUUUUGUUAAUAAAACUCAAAAGACCUCA